AAAAGUUGGCAUUAAGAUUGACUUAUAAGUAAUACUUCUUUGGAAAUGAUUAAUGGUUUUUUUUAUAUGAAUCUGAAGCUGAAGGAACAAAUUUAUUUUUAAAGAUGAUUAUUACAUGGUUUCAGUUUUCUGCUUUUACAAAUGAACUUUUAAUGCAUACCGAUUAUUCGGAUUAGUUCUGCUCUCCAUUUGAUUUGUCUGUAGAAAAAACCAUGUUAAAACUCCUCCAGAUGUGGCUAAUGAAGUUUGUGAUCUUUUCUGCCUGCGUUUGCAUCGCCAUAGCCAGUGCUGAAAAGAAGGUGAAGUUUGGACUUCAAAAUUUCACGGGCCAUCCCAAUGACUACCGCCUAAAGGUUUUUACUGGGGUCCACAUCAUAGCCACGUACAACUAUCCGGUGGAGACGCACACGGUGCUCACCAGGGAUGGCUACAUCCUGGACAACUUCCGGAUUCCAUCGUCGGAGCGCUGCCGGAAGAGCGGAGUCAGAGUGAAGCCGGCCGUCCUCAUCCAGCAUGGCCUGACCGCCUCGGCGGACUCCUUCCUGAUGACCGGUCCCAGGAGUGCCCUGCCCUUCCUGCUGGCCGAUGCCUGCUACGACGUGUGGCUGAGCAACUGCCGCGGCGUGCGCUACUCCCAGCGCCACUCGGUGCUGAAGGCCUCCCAGGACGCCUUCUGGCGCUUUAGCUGGCACGAGAUCGGAAUGGAGGACCUGUCCGCCCAGAUCGACUACAUCCUGGCGACCACGGGCCACAGCGCGCUGCACUUUGUUGCCCACUCGCAAGGAUGCACCACGCUGAUGGUUCUGCUCAGCAUGAGGCCGGAGUACAACGGAAAGAUCAAGACCGCCAACCUACUGGCCCCCGCCGCCUUCAUGCACCACUCCACGGACGGGAUGCUCAACAUGCUCGAGAAAGUCAUUAUGAAGAUGAAGGACUGCAAUUUUUUUGGCCACACCGGUGUACUGAAUUUCGUAUUAGCGCUUUUGUGCAAACCCUCAAAGUUGAAGAAGUUAUGCACAUCUUUGUUCUUGAUCACCAACAGUAUGUCCAAGAACAUGAACCAGACCAUCAUUCCUUUUCUGAUGGCAACGCAUCCCGGCGGAAUUUCUUCGCGUCAGCCAAAGCACUUUUUGCAGAUCAGGAAAUCUGGAAAAUUCCGCCCGUUUGACUUUGGACCCAAAAAAAACCAAAAAGUCUACAAGCAAGGCUCGCCUCCGGACUAUCCAUUGGAAAAAGUGCGGCCCAUGUCGCCCAUUCACAUUUACUUCAGUGAUGGGGACAAACUGACCGCUCCCAAGGAUGUUCUAAUACUGGCUAGCAAGUUGAACAACGUGGUCAAGCAUCACAUUGCUGACUCAUCCUGGGAACACACGGACUUUCUUUUCGCCAAGACCGUAGAUACGGUCAUCAAUCAACCAGUUAUCAAAGUUAUCGACCAAUUUGAGAGUAAAAGAAAACGGAAGACAAGGUAGAAAACUUGUUAUUAUAAGAGUUAAAAAGAGGAAAUGAAUUAUUUAAAAUACUUGAUACAUAAUGUUAGUUUUUUUGUUUGUAUGUCGUCAAAGUUUAUCAAAUACAAAUAUUCCAAAAGAAUUGUAUCUUAGAGAGCAAGCGUUUCCGAAACAUGUCCGUAUGUCUGUCCCUUGGACGUCAAAACUCGAAAACUAUAAAAGCUAGAGAUUUGGAAUUUUAAAUGUUCUUUCUAGCUACGCAAUGUCCAUUUAAUGCAGCUACGCCCAUUCAAACGUCCACAUCUCGCUAAAGUCUGCCAUGUCACUCUGAGAAAUUUUUGACGCCAGUUAUUGAACGGUAUAAGUUUAUAUGUUGGUUUCAAAUCGAACCAUUAUUUUAGAAGUUAUUUGCAGAAGUGUACCACAUGGACAUCAUUUUCCCUAAGACCGUAAAUGAAGUGAUCAAUCAACCAAUUAUCAGAAUUAUUAACGACUUUGAGAAGGUCCAAAUGGGAUACCGAAGUAAUUUUAAAUUAUUAUUUUACAACAAUUUUAAACCAUUUUCUACUAUGUUAAUCAUUGGAAUUCCCUAUACUUCCGUUUACUUUAUAUGGCAAAUGAGUAACUUGAACAUAUGUUUCUUGCAAAAAAUUGUAAAUAUAUACACAUUUGUAACUUUUCCCCAUUGUGAUUCACAGACUAAGCUGUCACACCAUAAAGUAAUUUUAUUUAUUUCAUAGUUUGGGAUGUCUACUAAUGUACGUAGUUCAUGGGCGCGUGGAAAAAACCUUGUGUCUUUAACGAGAGCAUAGAGCACAGAGCAUAGGUUGGUCCAUCAUGUUUGUAAAAAUUGUUUCAAUAAUUUCUUCAAAAUUUAAAAUAAAUAUACAAACUCAAAAA
Molecule: messenger RNA, 2351 nt
Organism: Drosophila elegans
Lineage: Eukaryota; Metazoa; Arthropoda; Insecta; Diptera; Drosophilidae
Product: lipase 1-like
Exons: 3
Coding region: 213-1472 (419 amino acids)
Biological process (GO): lipid metabolic process
Molecular function (GO): hydrolase activity, acting on ester bonds
Source: RefSeq, a predicted model, not a curated record